CACGUGUAGAAAUGGGGAACUGACUGCUCAGCACACACAUGUUGCGAUUGGGACACCUGCAGCAAGUCUCUGCCAGGGUGGGUCGGGGCUGGCGUAGCCUGGCACCUCCCCUGCUGCAGCCGGAAGGGAGUCUCAGCGAGUCCGCGGGGAGAAUAAAUCCAAUUGCCGCCUUCCUUGCUUGCAUUGCGACAUUGCUCCAGGGAACGUCCAGAACCUGAGCUCUCCUCCAAGUGUCCCUCCUUUGGCGGGACCUCGGUGUGGAAUCGCUGCCCUGCGCCUGGCACGGUGUGCACAGGGCUUUGGUGAAGUUGGUUUGCAUUUGUCCAGAAGGCAAUGGAUCAUGCCAGAGCAGCAAUCUCUAACUUGUUUAGUGGUGAGCCAACAUCAUACACACGCUUCAGCAUUGCCCGGCAAACGGAUGGAGACAACAGCCACGUGGAGAUGAACCUGGCUGCUGAUGAGGAGGAAGGAGGGGAAAUUGGGAGACCAGACCACCUGCAUGCCAGCAUGCCUCCUCCACGGAGGAAUGGCAAGAACCUCUGCUUCAUAAUCAUGGCAGCUGUCCUCCUCCUUUUGAUCGGGUUUCUGAUUGGCUACUUGAGUUAUCGUGGACGAAUGCAGAGGGUUAACAGGUGUCUGGAUGGAAGUGGCAACUGCGAGAUGACUCCUACUGCAUCCUACUUCUCAGACGAUGGAAUGGAGGAAGAAGAGGCUCCUGGACCACAUAUCUUAUACUGGCCUGAAUUCAGAAAAAUGUUGUCAUCUAAACUGUCAGCUACACGCCUUGAGGCCAACCUGAGGCAAAGAGAAGGUAAGAAUUCUUUUGAAGCUGGCAAAGUUGAAGAUGAGAGCACUGCCAGCUACAUUCAUGAGCAGUUCACCAGCUUCCGCUUGGAUGACGUGUGGAACGAUGAGCACUACGUUAGGCUGCAGGAUAAAGGCAGUAGCGAGAACCAAGUGUUCAUUAUAGAAAAUGGUCAAGAAGUGCUGGAGAGUCCUGAUGCAUAUGUGGCAUACAGCAAGAGCGGCACAGUUACUGGCAAACCCAUCUAUGUGAACUAUGGACGGAAAGAAGAUUUUCAGAAGAUACGAAAUAUGCAUGUUUCAAUGAAUGGAGCUAUAAUCAUCUUCAGAGCUGGAAAAAUAACACUUGCUGAGAAGGUUGCAAAUGCCAGAAAAGAAGGAGCAGUUGGUGCCCUGAUGUACCUGGGCCCCUCAAAAAACAAGAAGGCAGAUUCAUAUGCCCCCUUUGGACAUGCCCACCUUGGAACUGGAGACCCUUUUACCCCAGGCUUCCCUUCUUUCAACCACACCCAGUUCCCACCAGUGGUAUCUUCUGGACUACCUCAAAUUCCUGUUCAAACUAUCUCUAGAGGAGCAGCAGCCAAACUGUUUGGAAAAAUGGAUGGAGAAAAAUGCCUUGAGGAGUGGACAGCUGAUAUCAUGGGAUGUAAGGUGACAGUGAGCAGCAGCAGCAAGAUGACAGUGAAACUGACUGUGAACAACGUUAUGGUGGAUAGGAAGAUUCUGAACAUCUUUGGUGUUAUCAAGGGAUUUGAAGAACCAGAUCGGUACGUUGUGCUCGGAGCCCAGAGAGAUUCUUGGGGGCCAGGAGCAGCCAAGGCUGGAGUUGGCACUGCCAUCUUGUUGGAACUUGCCCAUGUGAUCUCAGACAUGGUGAAAAAUGAUGACUACAAACCACGGCGCAGCAUUAUCUUUGCUAGCUGGAGUGCGGGAGAGUACGGAGCUGUGGGUGCUACCGAGUGGUUGGAGGGGUACUCCACCACGCUGCAUGCCAAAGCCUUCACUUAUAUCAACUUGGAUACUGCAGUCCUGGGCUCCAGAGAUAUUAAGAUUUCUGCUAGCCCAUUGCUGUACUCAUUGUUGGAGACAACUAUGAAGAGGGUAAAGGACCCCGCAAAUGAUUCGAGAUACCUGUAUGACAGAGUUGGCUCUGACUGGAUAAAGAAAGUUGUUCCCCUUGAUCUGGAUAAUGCAGCGUUCCCUUUUCUGGCCUACUCAGGAAUCCCAGUGGUUUCCUUUGGUUUCUACAAUGAAGGUGACGAGUAUGCCUUAUUGGGCACUAGUGAGGACACUUUGGCUAACCUGAAAGAGAAGACUGACAAGUUGUAUCCUCUCAUGUGUACUGCUGCAGAAGUUGCCGGACAAAUAGCUCUCAGACUGACCCAUGACCAUGAGCUCUUCCUGGACCUUGACAGAUACAGUGACGAAUUGCUGUCAUUCCAGGAGAAGCUUUGGCACUUCAAUGCCAAUGUGAAGGAACUGGGGCUGACCUUGAACUGGCUGUAUUUUGCCCGUGGAGACUUCCAGCGAGCUGCAGAUACACUGAGAAAAGACAUCGAAAACAGUGACAGGGAAAACAGGAUUGUCCGCAGAGCCCUGAAUGACAGGAUGAUGAAGGUGGAAUACGACUUCCUCUCUCCAUACCUCUCACCAAAAGAUGCUCCCUUCCGCCACAUCUUCUUCGGCAGAGGCAGCCACACCCUGCAGAGUCUGCUGGAGAACCUGGAGCAGCUGGCAGUCAACAAGACCAGCGUGAAUGUGAACGAGCUGAAAGAGCAGCUGGCCCUGGCGACCUGGACCAUUAAAGGGGCUGCCAAUGCUUUAGUGGGCGAUAUCUGGAAUACAGACAACGAAAUCUAGACACAGCAAACACCUGGAUUACCCAUCUAAGGUACAGGAGAGCUCUGUGCUCUCACAGGGAGCAUAGCUUCCUUCCUGGCCCCAAUCCCAGCAAAGGGUCUUGCUGUGUAGAUCUAGUUCCACCUGUAGCAACACACACAAACUCCCCAAACUCCCUGUACCUCAGAUUAGGCAUUGGCAUGAUUUUUAAAUGGCAGCUUCUUGCAGAUUUCCAGUACCUUAUAUAUCGUAAAACCUAACCAAACCCCCUGAAACAUAAGUGAAACCCACUCCUUAACAUGUCAUUACUUUCCUGUAGAUAUUCUGGCAACAAAAUGUUUUUGACCAAAGUUGAGCAUAAAAUUUAAAUCUCACCUUGGAGACAGUUUUAAAGCAGUACUAAGAUUACCAUGAAGUCUCCUCUGACCAGACUCCCACCUAACCACAGUCCAAACCGGUCAUAUACAGCUGCUCCAUUGUACUUAAAAACUAAGAGCUCAGGUGUUUCCUGAACUGGUACCUUGAGUGGGGAGGUACCUCAUCUAUUCAAGCUUUUAAUUGUUGACCACCUAAACCUAGUGACAAAACAGAAUGGAAUCCUCUGAACAUUUGUAACAAGGAUCCCUUCUCUGGCAGGAAGCUGCAGAGAGCUGCAGUUCAAAAAUUAAACAAUGUAGUAAUAGCCCACAAGUGCUGGAUUAUCAGCAAGCUCUCAAGUGCCUGCCUAUCUUUACUCAAUAGCAGGGUCCCAGUGACAUCUUGCAGGCUUGCUUCUGCCAAGGCAGGUAUCAAUUCCCCGGGAAAAUGACCCAAAGAUUAUCCAAUGUCCCCUUGAUAUCCUCAGCUGGCACCUCAGCAAGUCCUGCAGCGCUGAGAAAUGUCUUUAGGCUGGCACUUCAGACCUUGCUGCUCAGGGGCCUUGUGUGAAAUCGAGUCUCUUGCUGGCCAAACUCUGUUUGACUGAUGUCAUUUUGCAGGUUGGCUCUUGUUUGGCACUGAGAUAUUUAUUUCUUUAUUUAUUUAUCAGUGACAGUGUUCACUAUAAAUGGUGUGGUUUUUUUAUAGAAGAUAAUUAUCGGAAGCAGUGCCUUCCAUAAUUAUGACAGUUAUACUGUCGUUUUUGAAUAAAGCAGCAUCUGCUAUUACAAUCAAACAUGAUACUGGAACUUUGCAUUUAAAAUAAUCAAAACAAGACCCUCAAAGUUUUGGAAAACUAGCAAUUAAGCUUUCUGUGGCGAAAACACCCCUCUGGAAGAAACUUGAAGGCGCAAACCUGGUAGUGAGUCUCCAGGUUGCGCUCCAAAGUAAUCCUUGAAAUGAUGAAAACCUGGGUGAAAAUUCCAAUACUAGAAAUUUGUCUUCCUUGCAGGGUCUGUGCCCCUCUGUGGGCUUCAGACUUCUUCCUGCUCCCCUUUCUGGGUGCAUGUGCUCUCACAGGGAGCACAGCUUCCUUCCUGGCCCUGGUCCCAGCAGAGGGCUUUGCCACAGAUGGAACUAAGGCCAGCCCUAGUUCCACCUGUGGCAACACACAGAAGCUCCCUCUACAUCAGAUUAGCCAUUGGCAUGAUUUUUAAAUGGCAGCUUCCUGCAAACUUCCAGUACCUUAUGUAUCAUGAAACCUAAAUGACAUUAUCGGGGGCAGUGUCUCCCAUAAUGUGUAAAGAACAAGGUAGUUUUUGCCUACCACAGUGUUAUAUCGGAGGCAGUGACCUCCAUAUGUUGCACUAUGGGUGUACGUAAUUAUCGGGGACAGUGUUUCCCAUAAUUGUUCUAUGCUUAUCACGCAAUAUCAUCUGCGAAGCUUGAUAGUUAGUAUCUAACAUGGAUUAAUUUCCUGCAGUCUUAUUUUUUCACUCUCCUGUGGUGAUGCAGAUACAAUCUUUAGUCUGUUAUGUACAUCCUUAGACAGUUCCUUCUCCAUAGGCUGAACUGUUUCAAAUAGCUGUGCUGUCUUGAAUUGGCUUCCUGCCUUCAGUCACCAGAGUGGUGCUUGAGUGUUUAGUGGAAACUAGGCUAGUUAGACUGUGUGCUCUGUGGUGUGCUCUUCAAAUCAGUUACAAAGACCUGAGGAAUUAAAGGUGAAUGUAGGCUUGGGGCUGACAGCUGUCUGGAGGGUUCUGGUCACUGCUCUGGAUGGGUGCAUGUAACACUUUGAGAGGCUGGCCUGCUGUGGCACCGGGAGGGUGCUGGUGUGUGUGCAUGGGCUGCUCACUCUCCAGUUCUGGCUGGAAAUUCCAGUCUUUCCCCCUUGGGUGUUGGAUGGAGGGAAAGUCAGUGUCAGCUUUCUAAUGGUGCUGCUCUGCUGUGUGACCUGAAGCUGAGCACUGCUGAUGUGUGACACCUGCUAAACUGUGCUGCCUGUUCCCAGGGGCUGUUGCCAGCCCUGUACUUUGCAGUUUGAUCUGGCAUUUAAACCUAACCCUCAGCUUAGUUUUAACAUAAACUCUGCAGUUUGAUCUGGCAUUUAAACCUAACCUGAGCAAGUGACCUGAGCCCCAGCAGUAGUCCUUGAGGGAAAGAACACUGUUCAGCUGGAGCUCUGCAAGGAAAGGGCAGGGAUUGGCCCCCAGCCUGGUUACUGAGCUCAGUGUUCACCAGCUUGGAGGGCUGGAUUUUCAUCGGUCUCUAGAAACCUGAUGCCCAGGCUUGUGCAACUUGUUGCUCUUCCUUAACUUCUCUUAACUCUCUAACUUCCUACAGCCCUGUCUGUGUUAGUGUUUUCUCUGACAUUCUAGUUUCUAGUGACAUUUCUUUGGAUGGCAUCUAAGAGCUGCUGUCUGGGAGUCCUCACUGUGGUGUUUGCAUGCAUCUUGAUGUCAAACUUAACCUUGUGCUUUAUAGCCGGCAGAGAGAGACAAAAGACAAAGCUUAUCUCCUGGCUAGGCAGCACAGCCGUGACUACUGGGAUGUUGGGAUGCCUUGCUCAGUGCUGGCAUCUGACUGCUGUGGCAUGCUAAACUGUUUCUGGAUUUACCUGCUGUUUGCUUGAAUAAAGUAUUUUUGAAGCUUGAACACUCAGCUUCUCUUGUGGGGUUCUGGAUUACCUGCUGUCUGCUUUAAUAAAGAUGUUGAAGCUUGAA
Vidua chalybeata is the source of this 5723-nucleotide messenger RNA. RefSeq names its product transferrin receptor (gene TFRC). Gene Ontology annotation, biological process: transferrin transport; intracellular iron ion homeostasis. The record is from RefSeq and is a predicted model, not a curated record. The coding region runs from base 334 to 2664 and encodes 776 amino acids. The transcript is spliced from 19 exons. NCBI's taxonomy places the organism in Eukaryota, Metazoa, Chordata, Aves, Passeriformes, Viduidae. Gene Ontology annotation, molecular function: transferrin receptor activity. Gene Ontology annotation, cellular component: external side of plasma membrane.